AUGGCGUCGUUUCAAGCUCAUUUCACGAAUAUCCGGCUGGCCUUCAAUCGCAGGCUUUUCUUGUCAUGCUGUCUCAUCGCCUUCUCCCAGUUCAAUUUCGGAUUUGACCAGACUGCCUUUUCAACCACCCAGGCAAUGAACGCUUUUGAGCGCAAAUUCGGCGUCUACAAUCCAGCAAAGAAGAAAUGGGCUCUUGAACCGUCUUUCCUGUCCUUGUUGAACGCGCUGCCCUAUAUUGGCUUCUUUGCUGGGGUCUUUAUCGGAAGUUCAAUAAGUUCCCGCUUUGGUCGACGAAUGGUCAUGUUCACCAUGAGCUUACACGCCCUGGUGUCGGUGCCGAUUACCGUAACAUCCACCAAUAAAGCACAUAUCCUUACUGCUCGCAUCCUAAACUAUAUCUAUCUGGGAAUGGAGUUGGCAGUGGUUCCAGUUUUUCAGGCUGAAAUUGUUCCACCGCAAGUCAGAGGCCUUGUCGUUGCAACGUAUCAAGGUUGUAUAUAUGUUGGCGGCCUGGUGAUGAGUCUCAUCUGUCGAGGCACCAGCACUCUGGAAGGAAACGCCCAGUGGCAAAUCCCCCUGGCGCUGUUCGCAGUGAUCCCUGCAAUUGUGGCUAUUCUUAUAUGGUUUAUUCCCGAGUCCCCUAGGUGGCUUUUGCUCAAGGACCGUCCAGAAGACUCCCUGAAUGCCCUACGAGCCCUUCGUGAAGGAAAAUUCACCGAGGAUGAAAUCCUUUCGGAGUUCAACGCAUUGAAAGUGCGCCUGGCUCGAGAGUCAGAAAAGGGCAAGUAUCUUGAACUGUAUCGGGGACCUGAUCUUAAGAGAACAAUGAUCUCCAUCGGCAUGAACGUCUUCCUCCAGGUUACCGGACAGGUGUUUACGGCUCGCUAUGGCACCGUAUAUAUUAAAUCACUUGGGACUGUGGACCCCUUUGUUAUGACUAUCGUGAAUCAAGCAGUGAAUUUGUUUGCUAUUGGUGUCUCCAUGGUCCUAGUUGACCACAUUGGCCGACGUCCUCUACUGUUUUUCAGCGGCUUUAUGCAGGUUGCGACGUGGUUCUGCAUGGCAGGUCUGGGGACUCCGCAUACUAAGACGCACGCGAUGCAAACCGGGCUCGUCGCUCUAAUCAGCGUCUACAAUUUCGGGUUCUGCACCGGUUGGGCUCCUUUAUCACACACUGUAGCCGCUGAAUUACCGACUUCGCGGCUUCGAGACAUGACAUUCCGAACAGCCAACGCUGUCAACAUUAUUCUGCAGCUAGUGAUUACCCUGGUCAUCCCUUACCUUAUGGACGCGCAAUAUGCGAAUCUAGGCUCCAAAGUCGGAUACAUCUUUGGCCCGGCCUCGAUCCUAGCCAUGGUUUUCACGUAUUAUUGCGUCCCUGAAACCAAAGGCAAGUCACUGGAAGACUUGGAUGUUCUCUUUGUCCAAGGCGUCCCUAUCAGGGAUUUCAAAAGCCCGAUGACAGUGGACUAUAGCAAGGAUGGCUUGGAGGUAGAAACCGUUAAACCUGCUAAGGAGAGCAAGGCUCCCCAUGUUGAGAUUGUGUAA
Uncinocarpus reesii 1704 is the source of this 1548-nucleotide messenger RNA. RefSeq lists its product as uncharacterized. The transcript has 7 exons. Lineage: Eukaryota; Fungi; Ascomycota; Eurotiomycetes; Onygenales; Onygenaceae. The coding region runs from base 1 to 1548 and encodes 515 amino acids. Gene Ontology annotation, molecular function: carbohydrate:proton symporter activity. Gene Ontology annotation, cellular component: membrane. The record is from RefSeq and is a predicted model, not a curated record. Gene Ontology annotation, biological process: transmembrane transport; carbohydrate transport.